Messenger RNA from Marmota monax (woodchuck), 567 nucleotides. Its product is annotated as cell death-inducing p53-target protein 1-like. NCBI's taxonomy places the organism in Eukaryota, Metazoa, Chordata, Mammalia, Rodentia, Sciuridae. Gene Ontology annotation, biological process: intrinsic apoptotic signaling pathway in response to DNA damage by p53 class mediator; tumor necrosis factor-mediated signaling pathway. Gene Ontology annotation, molecular function: zinc ion binding. The record is from RefSeq and is a predicted model, not a curated record. The transcript is spliced from 2 exons. The coding region runs from base 1 to 567 and encodes 188 amino acids.
AUGUGGGAGGCUCCAGGUCCUACAGGCGGUCAGGCACAUGGGGGCAGCUGUGCGCAGAACCUGCUGGCUGGGAAGUUCCUCCAAAGAGCAGGUCCAAUCCGGGCCAUCACUGUGACCCAUGACCUUGGGCGCCAGGUUUCAGAGCUCCCCAGAGCCCUGUCCAUCCUGGCCAGAGCAAAGUUGUUUAAUAAGCCACCCCUUCCUUAUCCUGGGGACCCUAUAGCCCAGCUUCUGGAGGAGAAGAGUAGAGUCCCAGCCACCCCAGGAUGUACUUCCCCAGCUGUUAUGCAGCCCCCACCAGGCAUGCCACUGCUCCCUGAAGACAUUGGCCUCCCAUCUUAUGAUGCAUCAGUGCAGACUACAUGUUCCCACUGCCAUCAGGCCAUCACCACCAAGAUCUCCUAUGAGGUUAGCCUGCUAAACCUCAGGCUGGGUUUCUUCUGCUGCUUCAUGGGGUGUGAUCUGGGCUGCUGCUUGAUCCCCUGCCUCAUCCGUGAUUUCAAGGAUGUGAAACACAGGUGUCCUAGCUGCAAAAUCUACAUUGACACAUACAAGUGCUUGUGCUAA